Molecule: messenger RNA, 2486 nt
Organism: Oppiella nova
Lineage: Eukaryota; Metazoa; Arthropoda; Arachnida; Sarcoptiformes; Oppiidae
Source: the annotation of a GenBank genome assembly
AAAUUAUGAGAUUUUAUACAAAUUAUUCAUUUCAAUCAUAAUUAACUGACAAUUAGUGCACACUAUGGAGAGUCCAAACAUUUCACAGAUUUCAGGCACUCAUAUACAGGCCUAUGAAGAGCUCUACAAACAGGUGGACCCAACGGCCAGUAAUUAUAUCAAUGCCAUCGAUGCCGCAAAUUUCCUCAAGAAGUCGGGACUAAGUCAGGCAACGCUCGGAAAGAUUUGGGACUUAAGUGACCCGAACUGCAAAGGAUUUCUGGACAAGAGGUCACUGUUUGUGGCGUUAAAACUGAUAGCUUUAGUACAAAACGGAAGGCAACCAUCGAUUGGCGAUUUGGCUCUCAAUAUACCGGCGCCUAAAAUGGGAGACCCAAUUGAUUGGUCUAUUAGUCAAAGCGAUCGCCAAAAAUAUAGCGAUUUAUUUCUAACGUUGAAUCCAUUGGACGGAAAGCUGACGGGAAAUAAAAUGAAGCCAAUUAUGAUGGACUCGAAACUGCCGGUCAAUGUGUUGACCACAAUAUGGGACUUAAGUGAUACCGAUGAGGACGGCUCCCUCGACCUCCACGAGUUCAUUCUGGCACUGCAUUUGAUAUCGAAAGCGAAAGCAAACGUUCCGAUGCCUUCAGUACUGCCCUCAGAGUUAUUAAAUAUAAAACGAAAAAAUUCUCAGGAAAUGUGGUCUGCCUUUGACAGCACGACACCGAUGAUGAUGACCAAUCAGUUGACUUCUUCAUCGUUUAACAAAACAGGUUUAAUGACUUGGAUUGUGAGCGCUUCAGACAAAGCAAAAUAUGACGAAUUGUUCGUAACUGUGGAUAAGGACUUUGAUGGCUAUGUGACCGGCGCUGACAUUAAGAAUACUUUAGAAAACGGGAAAUUGAAUUCCGAACAGUUCGCUCUCGCCAUGUAUUUUGUGGCACAAAAGCAAAUGGGAUUAGAAUUGCCUCAAAACUUGAGUCCAGAUAUGAUACCACCGACUCUGCGGCCAAAACCUAUUGGAAUCGAUUCUAUCAAUGCCUUAGAUUCUAAAUCUCAAUUGAAUACAAAUGGAAAGUCGGAAAUACCUGCCCUUCAGUCCACUGGUAAUAAAGAAUUGGAUGAUAUGGCGGAAGAACUAAAAGAACUUCAAAUAGAGAAGUUAAGACUAGAAUCAGAGCUUCAUUCAGACGAAGCGAGUAUUAAAUUAAAAGAAAGCGAAAUAAAGAGUCUUCAGAACGAAAUCGAAACAUUGCAUCAAAUGCUUAAACAACUCGAUUCUCAGAAAUCCGAGGCAAGGAAGCGAUUGGACGACCUGGGCAAUCAGAAAAAACUUUUAGAAAAGAAUUUGCAUGAAAUUAAUGAGUCUAUAAAGGAGGAGAAACUUAAGGUCGAGAAUUUAAGUCAACAAUUAAAUGAUCAAAAAACAAAAGUCGAGACACAAGAGAGCGAACUGUCGGCCAAACGGAAAGAACUCGACGAACUCAAGUCAGAGGAAGCAAAACUCGAGUCUCAAUUGGACUCUUUGAAAAGGGAAAGUCAAAUGGUGUCUAAGAAUGCCGGCGAUACUCAGCUCGAAAUCAGUCAAAUUGGGACCAAAAUUGUUGAGUUGGAAGAGUACGAGAGGAGAGUCAACGAUGCCAUCAAUGAAUAUAAUUCUGCGCUUUCCACACAAGAUUUGGUCAAAAUAUCGAGUUUAUUGCCGCGAACUCUAACCCCUCCUCUCAUCGAACCCGAACCCCGCGUUCACAACGGAUUCAAUGCAUUCGCUAAUGAGUCCACUAUUACUACAGGAACUGCUUCUGAGUUCACAACCGAUCCCUUUGCGGGAGAGGAUCCCUUCAAAGAAGACCCCUUCAAGAGUGACAAUAGAGUUGACGAUCCGUUCGCUUCGAAUAAUUUUGCAAACUUUGGUACACCGGAGGCACCCAAAGUAGCAUUCGAUCCGUUCGGAACGGGAUCUUUCAGUGGCUCUAAUAAACCCGACCCAUUCGGUUCCGAUCCGUUCACAUCACAAUCGGUUAAUCCGGGCAUUAGAUCCGAGAGUCCGACGCCUGAACUUCCGCCAAAGAAGAGCAAAGCUCCGCCUCCACGACCGGCACCACCGAAACACGCGAGUAAAACGCCACUUCGGGCGGCACCGGCACCACCCGGGCAUACAUCGACAUCCGAUAAUACAUUUAAAAGCGAUCCGUUCGGCUCAAGUCAGUCCUCAUUUGAUCCCUUCAACGACAACAGUAAAGACGCAUUCGGUUCCUCUAAUUUCGCAAACUUUGCGAACUUUGAUAAGUGCGAGAUCCCGCCCCCAGUGGACCCGUACGCCACACUGGCCUCGAUUGCGGCCGAAUCUCAGAAAAUCUCAAACAACUCAAAAAGUCUCAAAAACGUCAACUCAAACUUCGGCUGGAAUUUUAAAGACAACAUUUAAUUUGAUUACUAUUUAUGGGACGAACUCUUCAAUCAAAUUCAAUGUCAUUAUUCUUAACACGAUUCCAUCAACUUAUCAU